AUGCGCGACCGAAUCGAGGGUCUCUCGAUCACGUUCGACUUGCUUUCGGUGCUUCUGAGGUCCUGCUUAGUACCUUUGCCUCUCGGAUUCGAUCGGCCUUCUCUCGAAAGCGACUUCAAGGCUUGGCUCGCUGAGUGGAAAGAGAUGUGGCAUACUACCGCUCAGCAUCUCUUGAAUGUUCUUGACGGCUUCCAGGACGCACAUCAAGGACAAACCUUGGAUUAG
Messenger RNA from Puccinia graminis f. sp. tritici CRL 75-36-700-3, 225 nucleotides. RefSeq lists its product as uncharacterized. Lineage: Eukaryota; Fungi; Basidiomycota; Pucciniomycetes; Pucciniales; Pucciniaceae. The record is from RefSeq and is a predicted model, not a curated record. The transcript has a single exon. The coding region runs from base 1 to 225 and encodes 74 amino acids.